AUGGUCCUCGUAGUGAGCGGCGGCAUGUUGGUGGAAGGCGCGGCACCGGGCGGCACGGCGGCGGGAGACGGUAUUACUGACGGUGCAGCGGCGGUGGUGAACGGUGAGGCCGGAGGCGAGGCGGCAGUGGUGAACGGUGUCGCGGCGGCGAACGGCGGUGCAGGCGGCGCGGUGGUGGUGAACAGUGGCGCGGCGGCGAGCGGCGUUGCAGGCGGCGCGGUGGUGGUGAACGGUGGCGCGGCGGCGAGCGGCGUUGCAGGCGGCGCGGUGGUGGUGAACGGUGGCGCGGCGGCGAGCGGCGUUGCAGGCGGCGCGGUGGUGGUGAACGGUGGCGCGGCGGCGAGCGGCGUUGCAGGCGGCGCGGUGGUGGUGAACGGUGGCGCGGCGGCGAGCGGCGUUGCAGGCGGCGCGGUGGUGGUGAACGGUGGCGCGGCGGCGAGCGGCGUUGCAGGCGGCGCGGUGGUGGUGAACGGUGGCGCGGCGGCGAGCGGCGUUGCAGGCGGCGCGGUGGUGGUGAACGGUGGCGCGGCGGCGAGCGGCGUUGCAGGCGGCGCGGUGGUGGUGAACGGUGGCGCGGCGGCGAGCGGCGUUGCAGGCGGCGCGGUGGUGGUGAACGGUGGCGCGGCGGCGAGCGGCGUUGCAGGCGGCGCGGUGGUGGUGAACGGUGGCGCGGCGGCGAGCGGCGUUGCAGGCGGCGCGGUGGUGGUGAACGGUGGCGCGGCGGCGAGCGGCGUUGCAGGCGGCGCGGUGGUGGUGAACGGUGGCGCGGCGGCGAGCGGCGUUGCAGGCGGCGCGGUGGUGGUGAACGGUGGCGCGGCGGCGAGCGGCGUUGCAGGCGGCGCGGUGGUGGUGAACGGUGGCGCGGCGGCGAGCGGCGUUGCAGGCGGCGCGGUGGUGGUGAACGGUGGCGCGGCGGCGAGCGGCGUUGCAGGCGGCGCGGUGGUGGUGAACGGUGGCGCGGCGGCGAGCGGCGUUGCAGGCGGCGCGGUGGUGGUGAACGGUGGCGCGGCGGCGAGCGGCGUUGCAGGCGGCGCGGUGGUGGUGAACGGUGGCGCGGCGGCGAGCGGCGUUGCAGGCGGCGCGGUGGUGGUGAACGGUGGCGCGGCGGCGAGCGGCGUUGCAGGCGGCGCGGUGGUGGUGAACGGUGGCGCGGCGGCGAGCGGCGUUGCAGGCGGCGCGGUGGUGGUGAACGGUGGCGCGGCGGCGAGCGGCGUUGCAGGCGGCGCGGUGGUGGUGAACGGUGGCGCGGCGGCGAGCGGCGUUGCAGGCGGCGCGGUGGUGGUGAACGGUGGCGCGGCGGCGAGCGGCGUUGCAGGCGGCGCGGUGGUGGUGAACGGUGGCGCGGCGGCGAGCGGCGUUGCAGGCGGCGCGGUGGUGGUGAACGGUGGCGCGGCGGCGAGCGGCGUUGCAGGCGGCGCGGUGGUGGUGAACGGUGGCGCGGCGGCGAGCGGCGUUGCAGGCGGCGCGGUGGUGGUGAACGGUGGCGCGGCGGCGAGCGGCGUUGCAGGCGGCGCGGUGGUGGUGAACGGUGGCGCGGCGGCGAGCGGCGUUGCAGGCGGCGCGGUGGUGGUGAACGGUGGCGCGGCGGCGAGCGGCGUUGCAGGCGGCGCGGUGGUGGUGAACGGUGGCGCGGCGGCGAGCGGCGUUGCAGGCGGCGCGGUGGUGGUGAACGGUGGCGCGGCGGCGAGCGGCGUUGCAGGCGGCGCGGUGGUGGUGAACGGUGGCGCGGCGGCGAGCGGCGUUGCAGGCGGCGCGGUGGUGGUGAACGGUGGCGCGGCGGCGAGCGGCGUUGCAGGCGGCGCGGUGGUGGUGAACGGUGGCGCGGCGGCGAGCGGCGUUGCAGGCGGCGCGGUGGUGGUGAACGGUGGCGCGGCGGCGAGCGGCGUUGCAGGCGGCGCGGUGGUGGUGAACGGUGGCGCGGCGGCGAGCGGCGUUGCAGGCGGCGCGGUGGUGGUGAACGGUGGCGCGGCGGCGAGCGGCGUUGCAGGCGGCGCGGUGGUGGUGAACGGUGGCGCGGCGGCGAGCGGCGUUGCAGGCGGCGCGGUGGUGGUGAACGGUGGCGCGGCGGCGAGCGGCGUUGCAGGCGGCGCGGUGGUGGUGAACGGUGGCGCGGCGGCGAGCGGCGUUGCAGGCGGCGCGGUGGUGGUGAACGGUGGCGCGGCGGCGAGCGGCGUUGCAGGCGGCGCGGUGGUGGUGAACGGUGGCGCGGCGGCGAGCGGCGUUGCAGGCGGCGCGGUGGUGGUGAACGGUGGCGCGGCGGCGAGCGGCGUUGCAGGCGGCGCGGUGGUGGUGAACGGUGGCGCGGCGGCGAGCGGCGUUGCAGGCGGCGCGGUGGUGGUGAACGGUGGCGGUGGUGUGGCUGCGGUAGACGGCGCCGCCGGCGAUGGUGGUGUGGAAGUUGCCGGCGGCGCCUGUGAGAGUAUGGCAGCGGGUGAAGUGGGAGGUCGGGCAUACGGUGAGGGGGGUAAGAGAGGCGGUGAAAUAUACUCAAUUAGAAACGGUGCGGCGGCGACAUUCGAAUCUCCCCCCUCGUCCGCCGGCGCCGGCAGCUCCAGCGGCGGGGUCAGCAACGGCGCGCGGUCGGAGACCCACACGACGUUGUUCGUCAUGCACACGCGCCCCGUCGCGAACUUGAGGACCUUGACCGCCGACUCGUGA
Ectocarpus sp. CCAP 1310/34 is the source of this 2658-nucleotide messenger RNA. The record is from the annotation of a GenBank genome assembly. NCBI's taxonomy places the organism in Eukaryota, Phaeophyceae, Ectocarpales, Ectocarpaceae.